UGCUUUCAACAACGAAAAAUCAAGCGGAAAAAUAAAUUCUGCAAAAGUGCUCUCUUCCCGACUAAUCUCACUUUUGGUCGGCUAAACGUUUAUCCAUAGUAUAACAACAAACAACUGGCAACAGCAACAACAACAACCGGUAGUCAUGUCGAACAUGGACAUGGACAUUCCUUCAGGGGAAGGUCCCUCAGACAUAGGUCAACGUUCGUGGAGUGUCGUAGCUAAAUCUGGGCUCAAACACAAACGGAUCCCAAAUGGACUUCCUCGAAAAGAUGAGUUUGGUGUCAAGGAACGACUGGAAUACACAACAUUGUGGGAAGAAGACGACAUUAGUCAAAAAAUGAUUGCACGCAAGGCAGCUGCGAUCCUCCAAUGUGCUACUUACACUGAGGCAGUGUAUUUUGAAUUGCGCAAACAAGAUUUCGAUCACUAUACCGAAGCUUUUGAUCUAGUGGCCAAAGAAGUUGGGCGUUUGAAAGGAGCUCGUCGAGUAACUAGGUACAGCUAUCAAACAAGUACUACACUCUUGAUCGAAGUACAAUUUGUACACCCUGCUGACAGAAAGAAGGCCAUCCAACAAGGGGUAGUAUGCAACAACAUCCUUUACAAAGGUACUCCGGCUAAUGAAGGCACAUCCGAUCAAUUAGUAAGAUUAACUUUGAGUCAACUUCCCUAUUUUCUUCCUGACGAUGUUCUUUGCAAAGAACUCCUCGAUGGUCUACGACGCUAUGGCAAAGUUUGUCAGAUCAAGAAGAUAACUAAUCGUGGAUACUUUGAAGGUGACGCUCUGGUACUCCUAGAUACCAAACCCAUUAAGGACAUUCAAUGGCAAACGCUAGAUCGUAGACUCUAUUUAGAACCAUGGGAUAUGGAAGUGAGUGCUUCAUACCGUGGUGCUCCUCCUGUUACAAUUGUCAAGGCAAAGGUCACUAUGCUCGUCAUUGCAAAGAAAAAACUCGGUCAGAAAAGGAAGCUUUGGAUGAAUACGUUAGACUAGCAGCAAUUCGUGACAAUGAAAAGAAGGUGGAAGCAACAAACCAGACAAGCAACGACCAGCAUAUGAAGGAACACAGUGAUAAACUUCGCACGAACGUGACAACAAACGCAAGCAUUGUCUCAUUGGAUGCGAAUACUACAAUGCCUGAAGGAAUUGAUGAACAAAUGGUAGAAGAAACUUUCGAUGAAAAAG
Messenger RNA from Halteromyces radiatus, 1189 nucleotides. RefSeq lists its product as uncharacterized. The record is from RefSeq and is a predicted model, not a curated record. The annotation marks the transcript as partial. NCBI's taxonomy places the organism in Eukaryota, Fungi, Mucoromycota, Mucoromycetes, Mucorales, Cunninghamellaceae. The transcript is spliced from 2 exons.